CGCGGGUCGCCCGGCUCCCGGAGGCGAGGGGGGCACGGGCGGAUGGCGGAAGGCGCUCAGACGCAGCAGCUGCCUCAGCUCGGACCCGGCGCCGCUGCCCGGGGCAUGAAGCGGGAGUCGGAGCUGGAGCUGCCGGUUCCCGGAGCGGGAGGAGACGGAGCCGAGCCCGGCCUGAGCAAGCGGCCGCGCACCGAGGAGGCAGCGGCCGACGGCGGCGGGAUGCAGAACGAGUCUUUGACCCCAGGUUAUCAUGGAUUCCCACCGCGGGAUAGCCAGGGUAACCAGGAGCCAACAACAACUCCUGACGCAAUGGUUCAGCCUUUUACUACCAUCCCUUUUCCACCACCUCCGCAGAAUGGAAUUCCCACAGAAUAUGGAGUGCCACACACUCAGGACUAUGCCGGCCAGACCAGUGAGCAUAACCUAACGCUCUAUGGGAACACACAAGCCCACGGAGAACAGAGCAGCAAUUCACCCAGCACACAAAACGGAUCUCUCACGCAGACAGACGGUGGAGCCCAGACAGAUGGCCAGCAGUCACAGACACAAAGUAAUGAAAAUUCAGAGAGUAAAUCUACCCCUAAGCGACUACAUGUUUCUAAUAUUCCUUUUCGCUUCCGGGACCCUGACCUCCGGCAAAUGUUUGGGCAAUUUGGCAAAAUCCUAGAUGUAGAAAUAAUCUUUAAUGAGCGUGGUUCUAAGGGAUUCGGGUUCGUAACUUUCGAGAAUAGUGCUGAUGCAGACAGGGCCAGGGAGAAAUUACACGGCACCGUGGUAGAGGGCCGUAAAAUCGAGGUUAAUAAUGCUACAGCACGUGUAAUGACCAAUAAGAAGAUGGUCACACCAUAUGCAAAUGGUUGGAAAUUAAGUCCAGUAGUUGGAGCUGUAUAUGGCCCUGAGUUAUAUGCAGCAUCCAGCUUUCAAGCAGAUGUGUCUCUUGGCAAUGAAGCGGCUGUGCCCCUAUCAGGAAGAGGGGGUAUCAACACCUACAUUCCUUUAAUCAGUCUCCCUUUAGUUCCUGGCUUCCCUUACCCAACUGCAGCCACCACGGCAGCCGCUUUCAGAGGAGCCCAUCUGAGGGGCAGAGGGCGGACAGUAUAUGGUGCAGUCCGAGCGGUACCUCCAACAGCCAUCCCCGCCUAUCCAGGUGUGGUUUACCAGGACGGAUUUUACGGUGCUGACCUCUAUGGUGGAUAUGCAGCCUACAGAUAUGCACAGCCUGCUACUGCAACCGCAGCCACAGCUGCUGCAGCCGCCGCAGCCGCUUACAGCGACGGUUAUGGCAGGGUGUACACAGCCGACCCCUACCAUGCCCUUGCCCCUGCCGCUAGCUAUGGAGUUGGCGCUGUGGCGAGUUUAUACCGAGGUGGCUACAGCCGAUUUGCCCCCUACUGAAGUGACGUGAAACCCCUGCAAAUGGGACAGCCCCCAGUUCAUGAGGCCUGGCUAUUGCAAUAUUUACUAGUAGAGGAACUCUAUAGCAAGAUGAAGAGGAAAUACAAACAAACAAAAAAAACACAAAAAAAGAGAGAAUACUUUUUUAUACCUCACUAUGUUCUUUGAAUAUGUAUUUUUCCUUUAAAUUUCUGCCUUUAAUUCUUUUGUUCCAAAGAUUGUGCAUUUUUUUUCUUUUUUUUUUCUUUUUUUUUAACUGUGGUAAACGAAAAACAAACAAACAAAAAAAAAAAGAUAAUGCAUUUCCAUGUCUAUAUGUCCGUGCCUAGCUUAUUCUGUCAGUCACGGAAAAGGCAGUUGAUGAGGAAGGAGAGACACUAGGAGCAGAGAUAUGCAUCUGAUCAGAAAUCGGGAGACAGAAUUACCAAAGUGUAUCUGGUGCUGCGUGGCUGGGGACAACAGAAGUGGAAGAGAUCUUUCUGCAGCGGCAUAUUCUUCUAGUCUUCUGAAUUCUGGUCUUUGGCAGGAGAUUCUGAUUGGCUGUGGCUGGAAUCCACAUGCCACUAGAGAGGAAUUUGUGCUUGCAAAGCAGGAGAAUUAAAAACACUUUUCCUCUCCUCCUUCCCUCCUGUCUUCUCCAUUCUUUUUACAAUCAUCUUACACACCCAGCCUGAGACAGUUGGCAUAGCUUUUGGAAUUACAGUGUUGAUAUUUCCAAACAUGCUCUCAGACUGUGGAUAAUAAACACCUCAUUAGGAAACCAAUCUCAGAAUGAACUCUGGAGUAUGAAAACACUUUUUUCUUUUCUUUCCUCCAAUCCUAGCACAUCUGCUGGCUACUUCUGUAACCACCGUGUAGCUCAUCUGUUCUUCAGUAACAUGCUGCUCCCAUGUCCUCAACAUUCAGGAGUUUAGUAUCCAGGGACAGAGAAUAAAUAGCCAGAUUUCCUCCAAGUAUCUUGG
This is a messenger RNA of Dipodomys ordii (Ord's kangaroo rat), 2357 nucleotides long. RefSeq names its product RNA binding protein, fox-1 homolog (C. elegans) 2 (gene Rbfox2). The coding region runs from base 43 to 1395 and encodes 450 amino acids. Gene Ontology annotation, molecular function: mRNA binding. The transcript is spliced from 14 exons. Gene Ontology annotation, cellular component: cytoplasm; nucleus. Gene Ontology annotation, biological process: nervous system development; regulation of alternative mRNA splicing, via spliceosome. NCBI's taxonomy places the organism in Eukaryota, Metazoa, Chordata, Mammalia, Rodentia, Heteromyidae. The record is from RefSeq and is a predicted model, not a curated record.